AUGCCCGCCGCUGCCAUCGUCGCCGCCUUGUUGUUACCGUGGGAACUGAGCUCCUCGUGCCUCGGGGUGAUGUCCAAGAGCUGCGUCUGCUACGUCUACAUCGACUCCGGGGAGCAGCUCGUGCAGGGGAUCCCCACCGCACCGGGAUCGAGCCAUUCCCCUUCACUGCCCCGCUAUCGCCAUCGUCGGAACUCACCCGUCCCUGCUGCUCCCGGCACCAGCGAGCCUCCGUGUGCUCCCCCGCCGCCCCGCUCGCCGUCCGCGCUAUUUGCCGCCCACGCCCGUCCCUUCCCGUGCCGCUACCUGCUGCUCUGGCACCGCUGCCGCUCAUGCCGCCGCUGCCUGCAGAAGCUGCUGCUAGCGCCGCUGCUCCCAGCCACUCCCCUGCAUACCCCACGCUCGCCUCCACCCAUCGCCGCUCCCUAUGACAUGGCCGAGUGCCCCCUCACGCGCACCCCUGGCUUGUCCGGUGCACCCGCGCCCCGUCGCGCGUGCCCCGCCCCAUGGCCGCGCUCCGCGUCCCUUGCUUCUCGCUGCGCCUCGCGCCGCUAA
Messenger RNA from Aegilops tauschii subsp. strangulata, 552 nucleotides. Lineage: Eukaryota; Viridiplantae; Streptophyta; Magnoliopsida; Poales; Poaceae. The record is from RefSeq and is a predicted model, not a curated record.